This is a messenger RNA of Cladophialophora yegresii CBS 114405, 1686 nucleotides long. RefSeq lists its product as uncharacterized. Lineage: Eukaryota; Fungi; Ascomycota; Eurotiomycetes; Chaetothyriales; Herpotrichiellaceae. Gene Ontology annotation, molecular function: GTPase activator activity. Gene Ontology annotation, cellular component: nuclear pore; cytoplasm. The record is from RefSeq and is a predicted model, not a curated record. The transcript is spliced from 2 exons. Bases 1 to 1686 code for a protein of 561 amino acids. Gene Ontology annotation, biological process: intracellular transport.
AUGGCAUCAGACGAGCGAUCGGAGGAUCCACCACCAACCGAUGCGCCUGCGGAUACAGUCAUACAAGACCUUCCUCCUCAAGACGGCAGCUCGGACGGCGAGCGGGAUGAACGCACCGCUCGAGAGAAACUGAAGAAAACAUCCAUCGCUGGACUAGCACAGUACUCCAAGGUGAGCAAGGCGACUGGAGACCAUCCUCUAGGCGAAGUCGCUAAUGCCGAUACCACAUCCGAUGCUCAAUCCGACAAUGGACAGGCAAGAGGUCGCCCUUCUAAGAAAAGAUCCUUCGAUGACUUGCAAAAUGAAGAGUCAGGACCCAGUGUGGAGAACGGAGGAGCUCCCUUGCCAAAGAAGGGCGCCCAGCACAAGAGAAUGCGAUCUAGAGAGAUACCUGAACCCGCUGGAGAGGCUCAAAAAGGCCUGGACAUAAACGAAGAUAUGGCAAGUCCAGUGCAGGAGGAAUCCGACGCAGAUGCACAACAAUCUCCGGGUGGGCCAGGAGUAUUGGUUUCGGCGCCGUCAAAGGAAGAGAUGGAUGCCGCUGCCUCUGCCCCUACUACAGAUGUGGAGGAUACAACAGCAGCUGACACACUGCCGAAUGUCACUGCUAUAUCAGAUGAGAAACCCGCCACAGCGACUACGGGAGCCCCUCCAUCUGAGCAAGGAUCAAAAACUCAGAUUCCAGCCUCGUCCGGCUUCGCCAACGCAUCAUCAGCUUCUCCGUUUGCUAGUUUCAAGUCUCCUAAGUCUCCAGAGAACAGCACCGAGUCUUCAACACAACAUUCAAGUAGUACAACCUCGACGUCGGCUUUCGCUUCUUCUGGCUUGUCAGCUUUUGCUUCAUCCGAGAAGUCUCCCUUUGGCACUGUAGGCUCCACUGCUAAAAAUAGUGGCGGCUUCGGUGGUGCGACAACAUCUGCGGGCUUCGGAUCAUCGUCGGGUGGAUUUGCGGCUGCGUCACCCUUCGGAAGUAAACCAGCCUCAGGGUUCGGUGCAGGCGGUGGCUUCGGCUCGGCCGGUGGCUUUGGUGGCGGCAGUGGCUUCGGGGCUACCUCGAAGCCAUUUGCUGGUGGUCUUUCCUCCUUCGGCAGCCCGUCGGGAGGAGUAGGCACGUUCGCCAUCGCCAAGCCGUUUGGAUCAAAGAACGAUCAAGAUGACGAUGAAAAGCGAAGCGACGAAGGUGGCGAUGAGGAGGAAGGAGCGUCGCAGGCGGAAGAGGACCCCUCACAGGACCCCCGAUUCCAUCAGCAAGAGCUCAACACGGGCGAAGAAGAGGAAGAAACGAUCUUCACCUGUACCGCCAAACUCUAUCACUUUGAGAAGGAAUGGAAGGAAAGCGGCGUCGGCGACUUCAAAAUCAACAUCCGCUACGAAGUCAGGUCCACACCUGCUGCCGAGUCAUCAACCGAGGAAGAUGCUGCAAAGGACGAUGAGAAUAACGAGCAAGAUCUCGAAGCAGGGCGAUCUGAGUCCUCGAGCAGACUCGAACGCAAGGCACGGUUGAUCAUGCGAGCCAGGGGGACACAUCGGCUGGUGCUCAAUACGCCAGUGUUCAAGGAGAUGAUCGUCGGCACGGCCGACGGCAAGGAACCAACAGGGAAGACCAUGCACCUCACCGGACUGGAAGGGGGAAAGCCUACUGGGUAUCAGAUGAAGGCAAGUUCUCGAGAUCCCUACAAAGGCUGA